CUCGACUGAUGCCGUGAUAUCAACGAUCCAAUGUUUUAUUUAAAUUUUAUGGCCUCACGUCUCAUGUAUACUUAUAGUCUCUUAUAGAAUCUAGAUCUAGAUCUAGUAACAAGGAUCUGAUGCUACAGGGGAUGUAACACGACAAAUCAACUAGCCUGUCUCUCUUAAAGUGCACCUUGUAGUGUAUGAUCGUCAUUCAACGAAUUGCUUCAAAACUCUGGUCUGUCCGAGUCGAGAAGCAUGUUAACAAUCGCAGUGCACGUACAAUUACAAGACCAAGUGUAACAAAUUUUAAUUGUUCUUGCUGAGUUUUUCCCCCGGUCCCGAGUCAACAUCAACUGACUUCAACUAUCAACUUCUCUACUUGUUAGACUUGAAGAUGAACCCUUUGACAAAUAUAAGAAAUGUUCAGAAGCUCAAUGAGAGGGAGCUUGAGCUGGGAGUGAUUGGGAAAAAGUCGUGGCAUGACGAAUACAAGGACAGUGCUUGGCUCUUCAUUGGUGGUCUUCCUUAUGAUCUGUCGGAAGGAGAUAUCAUUUGUGUUUUUUCACAGUAUGGAGAAGUGGUGAACUUCAACCUUGUUCGUGAUCACAAAUCUGGAAAGUCUAAGGGAUUUGCAUUCCUCUGCUAUGAAGACCAAAGAAGCACAGUUUUAUCAGUGGAUAACCUCAAUGGGAUAAAGAUUUUGGGUCGAACAAUCAGAGUGGACCAUGUGAAAGAAUAUAAAGUACCAAAAGACCACAAGAAUGAUGAUGAGCUUGUUUUGAAAAUGCGAGAAGAGGGAUGUGCUCCAAAAAUACAAGAGUCGUCUGAAGGUGAAGAGGAAGAGGAAGUGAUGGAAAAAGCUAAGCAAAUGAAAAAAGAAAAGAAAAAGUCAAAGAAGGAAAAGAAAAAAAAGAAAAAGAAGAAAGCAUCUUCAAGUGAUAACAGUGAAUCUGAAUCGGAACAUGGAGAAAGUAAGGCCCAGGUUCUUGAAGACAUUGAAAUCAAACGGGAGAGGCAUGAUGCUGGCUAUGACAUGGCUCUCAACAAUUCACGUGUCCAGUACGACAGAAACUACCCGGCGCUUGAUGGCCGAGGCGAUCGUCAAAUGAAAAAUGAAGAUAGAAGAAGAUUUCCAGGUAAAGAUUUCCCAAGCAGCAGUUCUAGAGAUCGACGCAGGUCACCUCACAGUCCUUCUGGUGAUGAAGAUGACUCGCCACAGAGGAAAGGAUAUAAUGGAAAGUCAGAAAAGGAAAGGAGAAGGGAUGGCGACAGGAGAGAGCAGCAUUCCAGGUUUGACCGGGACAGAGAAAACGACGGACACCAAGAUAGACAGAGAGGUCGUGAUACCGAUAGGUCGAGGGAACGGUUUCCUGAUAGACAGAGAGAAAAGCAAAAGUCUGAAGAUUCUGACAGGGACAGAGGAAGGAGAGAAGAUGAUCGUGAUCGGCAUGGAAGCUCGUCUAGAGGAAGAGACAAAGGGAGAGAUGAUGAUAGAGAAUACGAUCGGGGAAGAGACAGAGGGAGAGAUGAUGAUAGAGAUUACGAUGGGGGAAGAGACAGAUCUCAUGACAGGAACAGACGUAGGUGAUGUUCAUGUUUUUAAAAUAAGAGUGCAAAAAUAUAUGAUUUAUGUAUUUUAAGCAUAGUUGAUGUUUUGCUUGUUGUGGGGGGGGGGGGGGGGGUUAGUGAGUGUUUUACCACAUUUGGAACACUGUUAGUUUAUGUAAGUGCCGAAGAUUUAGAGAUUACAAGACAGUAACAGAUACCUUCCCAAAAAAUGUAAAAAAUGGAGGAGAGAUCAAGGACAAUAGGUGCUUGAUAGGAAAGAAGGAGCAAACCACACCAGAGCACCCGCCAACACCUACUGUUGAUGUUUUGUUGAGUCACAAAUAGCUCAUGGAAUAUCCAAAAUCUCUAGUGUCAUGGGAGGAUUGAGUGUUUGAAUUUGACGUUUGAUUCUUUAUAAAUUACUGUUUCUGUAUUGUUUCUGUCCGUCUGUCUUUCUUUUUUCCAGGACUAAACUGUUGUUAUUGAGUUGACGUGCUUCUGUUUUAUUUACUCUAAUUUAUAAUGCACAAGCAUCAUAGGAGGAAUGUUUGUUACUUGGCAAACUGUACCUUCAUGCAGAUUGAAAUCCCAAACUGGUGUGGGUGGUUGGCAGGUGCUCUGGUGUGGUUUGCUUCUUCUUUCCCAUCAAACAUCUAUCGUCCUUAUCUCCCUUCCUUCUUUUUUAUGUUUGUUACUCUCUUGUAAGAUGCGACUUUUUAUCUAUCCUGACAAUGUUAAAAUGGGUAUGCAUUAGACCGAUACCCGAGGAUGCUGUUCUUCCAUUAUUUUCUGUCUUACUUAUAUUUGUCUCUGGACUCAGUACUCUGCAAACGCUCCGUUAGAUCUGUCUGUAUCAACUAUCAUGCUGGACUACAGAGCACAUGGCUCUGGUUUGGAUACCCGGCUGAGCAUUUUUUAACACUGGUCAUUUCGUGGAGCUUUCAGAGCUCUCAACCCAUUUGGCUCGGUCUUAUCGGAGACAGAUGUAAAAUUCUAUCUAAGGUCCUUUCUCUUAAAUUUUAAAAUAAAUAAUCUAAUAGUGUUGAUAGGAACAUUAAAAACUCAUCACAUACCACCAGUGCUUUGUCUUCACAUUUGACAAGCAGAGGAAAGGUUAUAUAAUGGAAAGAUGAUCAUUGUUAUAUAUAUAUUAUAUUGUAGCGGAAGAUUACAUUUGUACAAAACCUGGAAAAAAUUACUCUUCUUAGAACCGUAUUUUUGCUGUUGAAGUGAUGUAGUUCAUUUGGAAAUGAGCUGCAUAAAAUUACAUGUAAUGACCCAUCAACUGUUUAUGUUAGUUUUUGUGUGUGUUUGUGUGUAUGUGUGUGUGAGGAUGAUGUGAUGAAAGCUAAUUUUUUUACAUAGGCCUACUUGAACAUGGAUGAAAUGUUGAUUUGUGUAAAUGUCAGGGUUUGGUUGUUUUUAAUUACACGUACCGCCACUAUGCUUCAUGUUUUAGAUUCUAAAUAAAGUAACGAUCAUGUCAUAAUACAGGAUGGUCGGUCCUUCUUCAUCUUUGUAGGGCACAAAAGAUUUCUUUUUUAUAUUGUUAUAUUUUCCAUGAUGUUUAAUUUGUUUAGAUUUUAAACAUCAAGUUUUGUUAAAUGAUUUGAAGGCAAAAGGGGUGGGAGACUGAGAGUGAAGGAUCAGUGAAAAAGAAAUACAUUCAUGUAUGGUAGACUUUCUUUACAAUGAAGGCGUUGAACAUAAAAUUUGUUAAUAACUGGAAAUGAUUUCCAAUUCCUUGGGUUUUUUCUACUCUUUACUCUGCAGUCCAAUCUCCCUUUUUAACACAAUAAAAAAAAUGCCACAGA
Messenger RNA from Aplysia californica (California sea hare), 3347 nucleotides. Its product is annotated as RNA-binding motif protein, X-linked 2. Bases 380 to 1573 code for a protein of 397 amino acids. Gene Ontology annotation, molecular function: RNA binding. Gene Ontology annotation, biological process: mRNA splicing, via spliceosome. The record is from RefSeq and is a predicted model, not a curated record. Gene Ontology annotation, cellular component: U2 snRNP; precatalytic spliceosome; catalytic step 2 spliceosome. NCBI's taxonomy places the organism in Eukaryota, Metazoa, Mollusca, Gastropoda, Aplysiida, Aplysiidae. The transcript is spliced from 5 exons.